Talaromyces amestolkiae is the source of this 702-nucleotide messenger RNA. RefSeq lists its product as uncharacterized. Bases 1 to 702 code for a protein of 233 amino acids. NCBI's taxonomy places the organism in Eukaryota, Fungi, Ascomycota, Eurotiomycetes, Eurotiales, Trichocomaceae. The transcript has a single exon. The record is from RefSeq and is a predicted model, not a curated record.
AUGGGAGAAAACGAGGCUGCGCAUUAUCUCGUUCACUAUCAUAUAUUCAUGGCAAGAACGGCAGCCGCAGUUUACCGUUUCCGUACUAAUCUUCGAUUUGCCCUCGGAAUCCUUGAGACAAUCAAAGCCGUCAAGACUGUCGACGAUGAGCUGGCCGAAGUCAUAGAUAGCCUCCCUCGCCUUCUUCAGCCGGAAACUAAUCUUGAGGACGAAGAAUUGCACCAGCUCGAGCUCGCCAAUCCUUGGAUCAAGUGGCAGCGUUACGAUGUCACCUUAGUACUCCUCCACCUCCGCCUUCGCAUCCAUCGCACUCUGCAAUCACACUGGCUGUCAGCUCCUGAUCAGUAUAACUGGGCGAGAUCCGUCAGUGUGAGCUCAGCGAUGAGCGUCAUCUGGAUCAAUCGCAACUGGGAUCAACCAGCCUCCAUGCGAAAACAGUGGUACUUAUGCCUAUUCCAUGUUUUCCUUCCGGUGGUUACUGACCGCUUCAGGACCCUAUCCUACCAUAUCUUUGUCUCGGCUAUUCUGCUUUUGCGCGAAUGUCAAAAUGAAUUGACCAAUGCAGAGGAAUAUUACGAGGCGGUCUGUACCGCCCUCAGCCUACUCGAGGAGGUGCAAGAUUGGAACGCUGUUGCAAAUCACGCAGCUACGAUACUCCGAGUUCAAAUGAAUGGUAGUGCGUCUGCUAUAAACACCGUAUAA